AUGCUCUGUUCAACUUACGCCAACAAGAACCAGGUGCACUCUAAUGCUUCAUUUGUUUUUAAUCACUACUUGUUUAUUCUGUUGGCUGACUAUAUUUUCCUCACCAUUAAAAAGAAAAGUGAACAAAGGUGUGAUCUUGUGAUAUUUGCUGGGAAAAAGAGCGAGAAAAUAGCUUCAGGGCUGCUUGAACCUUUCAUCCCCCGCCAUGUCCUCGCCGCCGUUAGCAUCGAGAUCCUCAAGGCUGUCGGAGAGCGUUCGAGGGGUGGCUCCCUCGACAGCGUCACCUUUCUACUCCGCUUCGACUUCCUUGUGGAGCUCGCUGCCACCUAUGCAGUCGCCGACGGCAUUGCCGGCGAUGAUGGGGUGGAGGUCGCCUCGGAGCUCCGUGCCUUCCUGCGGGACUUUGCCAACCAAGCUUCCGCCACUGAUCGUCCGCUCAUGUCCAGCGCCGCUUGGACUCCGCCUUUCGCGCAGCAGGCAAAAUAUCGGAGUUCACGCAUCUACCUCUACCGCCGAGCUCGAACUCCUUCUACAUGGACGAGGAACAAAUGGCAAUGGGUCACGAUGAAGGAUGGGUCAAGCCAGUGCAUGGUAAAAAGGACGGGCUUCAUGAGUGGUUACAGGGGCCCGACCAUAUGUGAGCCUCGUGUCUUCCCUGAAUGUUUGCCUCCUCAGUCCACGGGCCCGCAAGUGCAAAACGGUUAA
Striga asiatica is the source of this 705-nucleotide messenger RNA. Lineage: Eukaryota; Viridiplantae; Streptophyta; Magnoliopsida; Lamiales; Orobanchaceae. The record is from the annotation of a GenBank genome assembly.